Molecule: messenger RNA, 746 nt
Organism: Stegodyphus dumicola
Lineage: Eukaryota; Metazoa; Arthropoda; Arachnida; Araneae; Eresidae
Gene: Got1
Product: Glutamate oxaloacetate transaminase 1
Biological process (GO): L-aspartate biosynthetic process
Cellular component (GO): cytosol
Molecular function (GO): pyridoxal phosphate binding; L-aspartate:2-oxoglutarate transaminase activity
Source: RefSeq, a predicted model, not a curated record
GGUGCUGCAGCACUUAUCUGCUGCUUCUUGGCAUUGGCAGUGAUCCCAAGGUCGGCAAAGGAGAAAGUGUGGAAACAUUUAACGUUAAUCUCUAUCGCGUGAGGAGAGUCAGGCGUUUUAAAUUCCUGUUUUUGUGAUCAUAUUUUUCGAAAAUGUCUCGAUUUUCAUGUGUGGAAGCUGCACCGCCAGUAGAAAUUUUCGCUUUAAAUAAAGCCUAUAAAGAAGAUAGUUUUCCAGACAAAGUUGAUUUAGGAAUCGGAGCUUAUAGAACAGAUGAAGGCAGACCAUGGGUCCUACCUGUUGUACGCAAGACCGAAAAAACUUUAGCUGAUGAUGAUGCAUUAAAUCAUGAAUAUCUUGGUCAACUAGGACUGGAAGAAUUCAGUAAAGCGGCAUCUAGGAUGCUGCUGGGAGAUGACAGCCCUGCUAUUAAGGAAAAUAGGGUAUUAGGGGUACAGACUUUGAGUGGUACUGGUGCCUUAAGAGUUGGAGCUGAUUUCUUAGCUAGAUGUGCCCAGUUUAAGCAUUUCUAUAUGUCAUCUCCUACUUGGCCCAAUCAUCGUUUGGUUUUUAAUCACGCUGGUUUCCAAAAUUUUCACGCUUAUCGCUAUUGGAAUGCUUCUAAGAGGAGCCUUGAUUUUGAUGGAAUGUUAGAAGAUUUAGAGGCAAGUACUGAAAUUUUAUGCUGGAGUAUAUUAUUAAACAUAAGACUAUUUUUCAUUAUUUCAUAGUGUUUUCUAAUUUGC